Messenger RNA from Drosophila ananassae, 435 nucleotides. Its product is annotated as small ubiquitin-related modifier 3. NCBI's taxonomy places the organism in Eukaryota, Metazoa, Arthropoda, Insecta, Diptera, Drosophilidae. The record is from RefSeq and is a predicted model, not a curated record. The coding region runs from base 108 to 377 and encodes 89 amino acids. The transcript has a single exon.
AAGAUCAGUAGGCCACGUGGAUACUAUACACAAGAAUUUGGAGUAAUCCACAGACUCAUUUAUUUACACAAUAAUUUAAACAAUCCAGAGAAACAGAAACCCACAUCAUGUCCGGAGCAAAUUGUAAUCAGAAAAUUAAACUUUGGAUGCAGUCCAUGGAUGGAUAUCGUAUGCCGUGCAAGGUGGAUCGCUUCCAUCCCCUGGCCACCAUGCUCCGGGACACGUACCGCCAGAUCAGGGGAAGAUGGAACGGCCGCAUGAAGCUCACCUUCGAUGGGCAGCAGAUUAUGGAGUGGGACACGUGCAAUUCCCUGGGUCUGGCGGACGACGAUCUAAUAGACGUUUACAUUGCCCGCUACGGCGAUGGCCCCAAGUGACCAGAUGGGCCUAAAUUUUUGUAGUGUUUUUGAUAAAUUACAGAACUGAGUCAACGAA